UUGUAUAGUGUGGUCAUUGGGAAAGUGUCGAUUUAAACGUGAGGCAAAUUUUCUGCUUCGAAUACUUUUACCUCCUAACUACCGGCUUAAUCUGGAUGCAACAUAAUGAGGACGAAAACUUGCUUGACUUUAUUUAAUCGUUUAAAUAGAUUUUUCUUAAAAGGAUAUGUAUGUCUUCCACAACCAACUUUUAAUGUUGCUUCAAGGCAGUUUUCUAAUGCUUAUUGUGUAUGGCAUACAGUUGGCGCUCUCUGUUUAGAAAGGAAGCCUGUUGUGACUCAAGAAUUAACUCCAUUGGAACAAAGAUAUUUUCAAUAUUUACAAAAACUUGAAAUAGAAAAAAGCUAUUUAAGUGAUCAUGAGAAAAGACAUCUAGAAGAUUUGAGGAUAGCUGAAAAACUUAAAAAGGGAGAAGUGGAAGAUAUGGAUACUGUUUCAAAGCAAACUGCUCAAGAUUUUGAGGAUGCAUGUAUUGAAGAAUUCAACAAAUAUAAACCUAAUCCAAGGAUAACUGAAGCUGAUAAAACUAAUGACCGCAAAUCUCUACAUAGAAAGUUGGAUUCUAGUUUGGUUUUAGUGGUGAAACAAAAGCUUGGAAAUGAUUACAGAUGGAUCUUGCCACAAACAAUUCAUCAAGAAGGUGACACUUUGCGACAGACUGCUGAAAGAUCUCUACAUGAAUUAUGUCCUGAUCCAAUUCAAGUUCGAUUCAUGGGCAAUGCUCCUGUUGGUUACUACAAAUAUAAGUAUCCCAAAGCAGCAAGGAAAGAUGGUGUUAUUGGUGCAAAAGUUUUCUUUUUUAAAGCACAGUUACUUGAAAAGAAUCCAAAGUAUCUCAACUUUAAUAUAACAGAUACAAAUAAUGAUAUAUUGUGGCUUACCCAUUCUGAACUAAAUGAAGUUUUACAGACUGAUUAUGGUAAGACAGUACAAACAUUUCUGUUACCUGACACAUUUGAUGUUGAAGAAGAAGAUAAUAAUUCUUCUACAAAUAAUAAUUCUUUUGAAGAUGAUGAACCCAUCGCCAAGACUUCAGCAUCGAAUUAAAGAUUGUUGCUCAUGCAUUGUAUUAAAACAUUAAAAUAUUUAUUAUCAUUA
Argiope bruennichi is the source of this 1098-nucleotide messenger RNA. RefSeq names its product 39S ribosomal protein L46, mitochondrial-like (gene mRpL46). Gene Ontology annotation, cellular component: mitochondrial large ribosomal subunit. Lineage: Eukaryota; Metazoa; Arthropoda; Arachnida; Araneae; Araneidae. The record is from RefSeq and is a predicted model, not a curated record. Gene Ontology annotation, molecular function: structural constituent of ribosome. Bases 106 to 1047 code for a protein of 313 amino acids. The transcript is spliced from 6 exons.